UUGAAGAGACAAGUUCCUGCGCUAACAACAGAAUGGAGUCUUCUAGUGUCCCUGAUUGUAGUGGAACAAAGGGUUCUUGUUUGUCUCCUCAAAAGAAAGAGAAACUUCUUCCAAUGCUCUUGGAGCCUGCAUUAGGUGUCGAUAUACAACACACAACAUCUACUGUAGGUGACAACAGUGCACCUACUGAGGAGAACAUCAGAAAAAUGAAACUGCAGACUGAGACAAGAAAACCAGGGCAUUUUGGAAACCCAGAAGAAGAAAACGAUCAAGUCCAACUUCUCAGUUGCAAGGAGGCACCUACUGAAGCAAAGAAUGCAUUAGGAAAUAACAUGCCUGAUGGAUUUGAUCUGCCUAGGAAAUAUAGAGAUGAUUUUGACCUUUUGAGCAACUUUAUCAUGCUGAGGUCUCAACAUAUGAUCAUGCAAAACGAGGAACCAAACAAUGUGGAUAUCCAAGCAGAAGUUCUGGAUGCUAAGGAGAAGAGCCCAACACUGGAAAACAAUAUCAGUCCUCUUACCCUUAACGAAGCAGUUUCUAUGGAAAAGCAAACAAAGGAAAAUGAAGAAAUAGUUUCCAUUCAAAUUAAAGCAUCAGAGAGUCAAUAUCAAGCAUAUCAUAUCCUUGAAGCUGCAGUGACUCCAGUUUUGAAAGAGCUCAUGAGUUUUGACGUGCAUAAAUGGAAAUUUCGCACCCUUAAUUUUGACACCACCAGAUAUUUUUUAAAACAGCAGGAGAAAGUGAUCAGUGAUGCUUUUAAACAAGGUGUGACUGGUAUCAAAGAGGGGAGAGAGAUUGCAGUAUUCAAACAUGCCGUUGCUCUUCAUUUACUGGUAACAGUUCGAGACCUGUUAUUAACAUGUAACUUGGACACUGCAUUAGGUAUACUGAUCAUUGUGUUAUUGUUUUUAAAAUGCAUAUUAUAUAUAUACAUAUUUAUGAUGUGCCAGGUAGUCAUUGUGACUAGAAUGGGUUUUGAUGAAGAAACAGAUGUACUAAUCAACACCAUCAGUACGGUGCAAGGCUUGAAAAUUGUGUAUUUAGAUUCUGAGGAAAGAGGGACUUUUCUAGAGAGCCAAGAUGUAAUAAGUAGUUUGGAAAGAUCCUCUUGUGUGGUUGUAUAUAAUCAGAAUAUUGGACCCGAUUUCCCUUGGACUCAUUUUUCAUUAGUGGUGGAGUAUAAUUAUUCAGAAAAAUCCUGCUGGCUUGAUAUUUGCAAAAAUCUGAAUGUUUCUUACAUAACUUUCAUAACUGCUGUUCCAGAAACAUUUGGAAUCGGUAAGUGAAUGUUUAAAUACUAAAUAGAUGAUAAAACUCAAAUAGAUAAUUUUGGGUCUGUCCUCCUGGAACUGCCAAUUCCAUAUGUUUUUCUGACCUCUGAGGGCCUUCUCAGUACCCCAGAAAUCCUUCAGUUACUGGAGUCCAAGUACAAUAUUACAUUUAUUGAGAGGAAGUGCUGUGAGGCAUUACAGUUCUUUGGAAGCACGGACCGUUAUAUCGUGAUUACUGUAGAUGAAUGCACUGCUAUCGUUAUUCAGAACAUGGAAGAACUUGGUUAUGAAAAAUCUUCUGAUAUUAUUGUGUUAAGACUUGUGGUGCUGUCACUCCAGUACAGCUCCUGUUGGAUUAUUUUAUACUCCCAAGAAAGACUAAAUUCAGAGUAUAGCCUAACUGGAAAGACUCUGCAUCACCUAACCUUGAUUUAUGGAGCCUUGGUUUCAUUUGCACAGAAGUCGGAAGACUUUGACGUAAAGGUGGUUCUCGCACCAGGAGUUGAAGAGACAGCCCUUUUGGUUCGUCAGAUUGCUGACCACAUUUUGAUGACUUCUCAAAGACAUCCUCAGGAAUGGCUAGACAAAUCCUGGCUUUCCGUCUUACCAUCAGAGGAAGAGAAAUCCUUGUUUACAUUUCCAUGCAUGAAUCCUCUAGUGGCUCAAGUCAUGUUAAAGAAAAGCUCUUCACUGGAGUGGCUUCUGUCAGCAACUUUUGACCAGCUUCAUGCACUUCUGCCUGAAGUGCCUGAGAAAGUUCUGAAGCACUUUAGUGACAUCACAUCACUGUACAUCUUGAACCCUCCAGCAGAGCCAAAACUUCCAGAAGAAACUGUGUCACUUCAAAAAAACAUAAAGGGCUCUAUCAGCUCUUGCUCUGAAAUUCCCUUUCCCAAGGCAGUGUUAUCUGGCUUUCAGGGACACAGUUCCUUUACUGAAUAUUUUGGAAACUAUGGUGAAGUACAGAACAGCAAAAAUUGUUUCCCAGUUUACUACCAAAAUGAGUCUUAUACUCCUCUGAAAUCAGGUGGAAAGCACAGCAGCUUAAUAGCACCUUCAGUACCAUACCAGGAAAAAGUUCAUUCCUUUCAGGAUAAUGCAGGCAUAGAGGGGAAACAGUACAUCCCGUUUGCGAAAAAAAUGGAAGUGGAAAAAAGAACAACUUCUUCACAGCUACCACCAGAUGAUGUGAAAGGAUGUCCCCAUAUUAACUUUGAAGCUACAGUGCCAUAUUUGGCAUACAACCUGGGUGGAACAAAUACGUAUCUUGAAAAUGGUGCACAAAACAGAAUGUACCGUUCAAAAGCUGCAGGCCAAAAGCUUGCUCAUCAAGAUAUUGAAAAUGUACUUGAGGUGAAAAAGCAGCCGCUUGUAAAGCAAUGUAAAUCUAGCAAGGAUUCCAAAUCUUCAUGGGAUCUUGUCUCUGGCAGAGAAGAUUGUCCAAUCCAGCAGAGCUCUCAGAGUUUUCUAGGAGAACUUGGUGUGACAGGAUAUAGUGGUCCAAAAUUUCAGUUUGAGGAGAUGUUUUGGGGUAACCACUCAUCCAUGCUAGCAAUGGAUUCAUCUUCCCAUGAUUCAAGUUUCAGCAAAGUGUUAUCUAGUCCAGAUAGAUUCUUUACUAUGGACUUUCCAAUAACAGGAGAGUACACAAGGAAGAAAAGUCCCAAUGUGUUAUCAUCUAAUCAAAGAGAAUACAUUUCAGCAGGUAUAGUAAAACCACAAAGCACUCUUUGCUGCCACUCUUUUCUGAUUAAUUUCCCCCCUACAGCAGGUUUAAAAUGCACCCAGUUACCACAGCUGAAAAAAAGACGUCUAACCUACGAAAAAGACCCUGGGAGAAGCGAUGGUCAAACACGUCUCAAAUUCCUUUAAAGGAAAUGCAAUCUCAUCUUUCACACUUCUGUUUAUAUGUGGUAAACUUUAGGCAGUUUUAAAACAAUGUUAUAAUUUAUUGUAUACUUACUUUUAAACAGUUUUUAAUAUUUUCUUGUAGUGCUUGUUGGAGGGUGUGU
Lacerta agilis (Sand lizard) is the source of this 3283-nucleotide messenger RNA. It is a transcript of the gene SHOC1, whose product is annotated as shortage in chiasmata 1. Gene Ontology annotation, molecular function: ATP hydrolysis activity; single-stranded DNA binding. The transcript has 15 exons. The record is from RefSeq and is a predicted model, not a curated record. Gene Ontology annotation, biological process: resolution of meiotic recombination intermediates. Lineage: Eukaryota; Metazoa; Chordata; Lepidosauria; Squamata; Lacertidae. Gene Ontology annotation, cellular component: condensed nuclear chromosome.